Epinephelus fuscoguttatus (brown-marbled grouper) is the source of this 2116-nucleotide messenger RNA. RefSeq names its product zinc finger, SWIM-type containing 2 (gene zswim2). The record is from RefSeq and is a predicted model, not a curated record. The transcript is spliced from 10 exons. Bases 42 to 1847 code for a protein of 601 amino acids. NCBI's taxonomy places the organism in Eukaryota, Metazoa, Chordata, Actinopteri, Perciformes, Serranidae. Gene Ontology annotation, molecular function: zinc ion binding; ubiquitin protein ligase activity.
UAUCCGGUCUUCGGGAGUUUAUCGACAAAGACAGUAACAGAAUGUUCAGGAAAACCACCUGGAGGAACAUAGUCAGCAGUGCAGUGAGUUUCCACCAGGACCAAGCCCUCACCACAACUAUAUUCUUCCUGAGGUCUUUCGGCCCGACAGGAUUCCUGCUCAGAGAGGAGGGAGAGGCCAGGAACUUUAAGGUGUUCUUGGGUGACCCACAUACGUGCACUUGUCCUGUGUUCACCAGGGAGCAGGAGCUGUGCAAACACAUCUGCUGGGUUUUACUGCGGAAGUUCAGACUACCCAGAGAACAUGAAUAUUCAUUUCAGCAUGGACUCGUGGAGAGACAGAUCUUGGAGGUGCUCCAUGGUUUACACCAAACCAAAGACAACCGGACGGAAAAUGAUCCCUCAGCUGCUUCUGAGACCCCGAGCCAAGCUGUCACUGACCCCGAGACUGGAAGUGUCUGCCGGAAAGCGAUCCAAGUCCAGGAUGUGUGUCCCAUCUGUCAAGAGGAGCUGCUGGAGAAAAAACAGCCCGUGUCUUACUGCAGGUUUGGUUGUGGCAAUAAUGUCCACAUCUCUUGCAUGAAGGUGUGGGCGGAUCACCAGAGACUGUCAGACAGGGAAGAAACAGUUAAGUGCCCUCUGUGCAGAGAGGACUUCAGCUCUUUGAAGUUUAUUCAGGAACAGAUGAAAAACGCAGCAAAGCUCUUCACUGCUGCCGAGAGAAAGAAGCCAGACAGACACCUGGGAGUUUCCUGUCAUAGCUGCAGGGUCUGCCCUGUCAUCGGCAAAUGUUUCAAAUGCACAGUCUGCAGAUAUUUCUAUCUAUGUGAGGACUGCUCAAAGAAGGGCCAGCACCCACAGCAUCCGUUUGCUUCACGGACAAAAAGGAGAGAAAAGUGGCACCUCGUGGCUGAGGAGCUGAGUGAUGAACAAAGAGGUGUGACCUCACAGCCAGGAAAUGGCAGCAUCAUCCCUGUAGCUGCAGACCCUCUACCUGAAAGUGUGUUGGAGUGUCUACCUACGGUCAGGGUGAGAUCAGGGUCUCGGCUUCUGGAUGAGGGACAGCAGUGUCGGAUCUGUCUGCAGAACUUCAGCCUGGGCCAGCACGUCCGAACUCUGCCCUGCCUUCACAAGUUUCACACUGACUGUGUGGACAGGAUCCUACGGAAGUCCAAUUCCUGCCCCUUGGAUGGAUAUGUCAUUUAUGACUCCUUGACUUGGAGCUCCACAGAAAGGAAGACCUCCCCUCAGUCGGCCUCCUGCCUUUCCAGUGACUGUGCCAAACAACCAGAAAAAACCUUAAAGGACUUGUUUAUUCCAGGAGUGGCACUGCAGGACAGGAACACUAAAGUUACUUCUUCACACACUUUUCUUAACUUAGAGGUGCUAACAGACUCUUCAGUAACUUUUAACACACCACAAAAGUUAAUAACUGACAGCUUUCAAGGCCUGUGCAUAGCUACAGACUCUAUGGUGAAGGAAGGAAGAAGAGAGUUGCAGAGAACUCUUAUUCCUGAAAGCAGCUCUGCUUGUGAUCAGCUCAGUAAAUCUGACUCAAGUGCACAUUCCUCAAAAAAGACAACAGUGAAACACAGCCCUGCUUCACCUAACAGGUGUGCUAUGGCGGUAAAAAUCAGGGAGCAACCACAGCUGGACCUUUUUGUCGGUUUACGGAGACCUGAGUCCAACCACAAAGCGACUGUGGCCUUUCCUGCCAGGCGAACUAGAGUGCAACUCAAAAGGACAGGCACAGUAACCAUGACGGAUACAAACAACACACUCAUUUCAGAGCUAAAAAUGACUGGAGUCCUGAUAAACACACAGCAACAGAGGAAGAAAAAGACUUAAAUGCUCCUGUUAAAGGGUUACAGGUUUUAUUCAACCUGGACCCUAUUUCACAUGUUUUCUGUCAAGAGCCCCAUUCCCACUGAGCAGUCCAGUAUGGUACAUUUCAGAUUGGUUCACUUUUUUCCAUUUCCACUGUGAAAAGUUGUGAAUGGUACCGAUGGAACCGAUCUGUACAGAUCUGGUACUAAAAGGUGGAGCUGUGAACACUGCAGUCUGUUGAUUGGUCAAUAGCGGAUGGUCAUUGUGCUCAUGGCUGAGUUGUGGCUGGU